AUGAAGUGGGCACAGUCCCAGAGUUUCCCUCAACCUUAUGUUUUGCUUGAACCCAAAUUGCACGAAAAUAGCGAAAUACACUCAUACAUAUUAGUGUAUUUCGCUAAUUCUCCCGAAUUACUCAAAAGGCAGUCGAGUUUGAACGUUAUCAACGUGUUUAUCACGAGAUGUCAGGGAAGUCCCAUUUUAAAACUUUAUAAAACUAUUCACAAGGUUACUGAAAACUCUUCGACAGCCCACGACUGGUUUAGUCCCUCUUGGGGCUCAUCAGGUAGGCGAAGUCCCCGAGUUUCCGUCAACCUUAUGAUCCACUUGAACCCAAAUCGCACUGUUUUCGAUAAAUACACUCAUUUGAAAAUCAAUUUGGUUUUCACGAGAAACUCAACUGAAAAUGGGUUUUCAGCAACCUUUAGCCAAAAAACCGUAGAAUUACACUCAACUGCAAAUCAAUUUGGUUUUUACGAGAGACUCAACUGA
Opisthorchis viverrini is the source of this 477-nucleotide messenger RNA. RefSeq lists its product as hypothetical. The record is from RefSeq and is a predicted model, not a curated record. Bases 1 to 477 code for a protein of 158 amino acids. The transcript is spliced from 3 exons. NCBI's taxonomy places the organism in Eukaryota, Metazoa, Platyhelminthes, Trematoda, Opisthorchiida, Opisthorchiidae.